Messenger RNA from Brenthis ino (lesser marbled fritillary), 585 nucleotides. Lineage: Eukaryota; Metazoa; Arthropoda; Insecta; Lepidoptera; Nymphalidae. The record is from the annotation of a GenBank genome assembly.
AUGCUAUACGAAACGACAUCAAAAUUAGAGAAGUCAGCAGAGUUUACAGUGUUCCUCGUACGGUACGGUACGUUGGAAGACAGGCUUCAUCUUCAAGUAACUGAAGGUCCUAGAAAAAUGGGUUCUGAUUCUAUUCUUUCCAAAUCUGAAGAAACAGAGAUUGCAAACUGGCAUAUAUCUCUUGCAGAUUGCGGAUUUUCCCUGAAAUUUGACAAUCUUUUAAAUACUGUUCAAAAUAUAAUGAUUGAACGUGGUAGGCCUAAUCCUUUUAUUAAUGGGAGACCAGAAAAUAGUAAAGCCACUACGCACAAUUCUACAAAAUCUCCGUUAAAGACAUUGAAAAAGAAAGAGUUUGAUACUACAACUAAAAUCAUAAAGCAUUUAAACAAAGAUCUGACUGUGUGUGGUAUCAGUGUGGAAAUUGGACUACAAGUUAUAGAAAAUGCAAAACUUUACCAAGGAUUGAAUGAUUCAGUUAAAAGUAAUACUGUCUGCGCCACAUCGGCACCGAGAAUCGGAACGCAGCCGCAGCCCUCACGCUAUUGGCUAUCCGCAGCCCUCACGCUAUUGGUACCACGCGCAGCA